UUAUAGGCAUCAAGAAAAAGAGCAGUCCCUCAGUAUAUCUAAUAAAGAUACUGCUGCCAAAGUAUGUACCAGUCAGAAGCUGUACAGCUCUUUAAGGAGGAAAGCGAGUGAUACUGAGACUCAACUACCAGCACUUCUUGAAGCCAAAAUGCUUGCUGCAUCAGAGAGAAAAUUAAAGGAGAAUAUUCUCAAAUACAUGACAAUUCUGGAGGAACAACUGCAAAGUUGUGUGAGCCAGCUUCUUGAAAGAAUUUGGGAAGUUGACUUGGAGGCCUGCCAGAUAUUGAUCCAGGAGUUUCAACUGAAAGAAGAUGGCAGCUGCGUUUUUGGGGGAGAAGGGAGUCAAACAAAUGAAGCCGAGGACACUGCCAAUGCAUUGUUGAGCACCAAGCAGGGACAAUCAAAACAUGUACCCAUUAAAGACUCCAAGCAGAGUGUUAUCCAGCAUCCUGUCACUCGAAGCAAACACCGAAGUGCACACUGGGAAUCAAAGAAGGAAUUACCUGUACUUUCCACAGAACUUGAAGAAAAAUGUGAACAAAUCAGUGAGAAAUUGUUGCAUUUGGAAGAUCAAAUUCAAACAGCAAUUUGCAGCUGCGAUGAAAGCCUCAGUCAUAUCCUUUGUGAUUUACUUUCUUUAAUAUUCCAGCAUAUACAGUCUCUUCAGAGAGAGAUCCAGAUGGUGAAGGAAGCUCUCCAGGCCAUGUUGGUGCAGCUCCAGCCAGCUAAGGAAGCAGAGGAAGAUGCUACUGCUGCAGACCUCCUUGGUGACAGUUGAUGUCCGGGAAAGCAAGCUUAAAGGAGUGAUGAGGAGGAAGGCAGAGGGGAAAGCCUAAGUCGCAAGGGCUGCUUCCAGGAACAGAAUGUGCUGUUAUUAAGCCUCAAGGAUUCCUCCUGUCUCUGCAUAACUAAUGACUACUAAAUCAGUUACAGAAAAAAUGGAGCCUCUGGGUCUUGCCUGACACACAUCUUAGGUUGCACAUUGCCCAGCUCUGGAGACAGCUUUUAAAGCAGAGCAUCCUUCCUGCCCACCCUUCCAUGUGCAAAUCUCAACUGGGUGCAUUUGAAAUUAUGCCUUCCAGUAAGAUUUUUGUAAGAAAGGCAUGACAAUCUAUUUGUGAUUUUCUCAGUCUGUUUUUAUUUUUUUGCACACUUGACUGAGUAACAUUGAAAGUUUGUAUUUUCAGAAGUAAUUUUGUAUCCUGACAACCCAAGGAACAGAAGUUUUAGCCCCAAUACAGAGCCAGUGCCAAUACAGCCUUACCCCACUUAACAAAAGAAAUUGAGGAAUUGUAACAUUUUUUAAAACAGGGUGCAUAUUUGGGGGUCUUGUAUCCUCCAGUGCUAGAAAACAAGAAUACACAGCUUAGAAAAAAGGGAAGGGAGAACAAGAAAGAUAAGGUCAGUAACUGAUGAGAUGUUUUAAGGGUAUAGAACAGUCAUGAUCUACAGUCAUACUCACAUUCUUUAGAAUGCUUUUGAUGUUAGUAUAACCAUUACAGAUACCUCAGUGUUUCCAUAGUAAUUUGAGGGAGGAAUUGCAUUUUCUCAGCAACUCACUAUUAUGGUUGGCGAUUCGGACCGUCCAAAUCCGGGUGUGGACCAAAUCUGCACUGAUUCGGACAGAUUCAGAUGAGUGGGGUCCGAAUCCAAGCUGUCCAAAUCCCAUCCGAUUCGAAUCCAUGGGAUUUGGAUCAGCAGCCGAACUGCAUUUUUAUUUUUUGGUGAUUAAAAUUCAGUGAUUGUUUUGUCUUUCAAAUUUUUAAAUGGCUGAAGUCUUAAAUACUUCAGACACACUUCCUCCUGUGCUUUGUUCCAGAAUCCCAGUAUAUUGGAAUAGACAAAUCAGAGAACCCCAAGGCAUGAUUCAGGACCUCUACUACAUUCUCAGGAGAUUUGGCUAAGGAUAUAUAGGGCUGAAUAUCAUCAGUAUACUGAUGGCAGUCAGACCCUAAACAAGGAAUGAUUUGUUUUAGGGGCUUUACCUAGAGAUUAAAAAGCAUGGGUAAUAGAAUUACCCUCUAGAAACCCACAAGAUAGAUCCCUCGCUGAUGAUAAAUAGAUUCAAGUAGCAACUCUUUAAAUCCAAUCCAUGAGGAAUUAUUUGAACAGGUCAACACAUAUCCCCUAAUCUCUAGUUGUGCCUCCAGGCACCUCAACAACUAGCAUGAUCAAUUGUAUCAAAGGCUGCAGAUAAAGCCAAUGAGGGCAACAGAGAGGCUUGGCCUUUGUCUAAACUCAGGCAGAAAACAUGAGCUAAAGCUGGAACUAUCUCCAUCCUGUAGCCUAUCCUUGAACCAACGUGAAAAGGCUUUACAGCAGAUAACUUAUCCAAGAAGACUUGGAGUUGGUUCACUACUGCUCUGUCAAUUGCUUUGCUCAGAAAUAGUGGAUUAGAAAUUGGGUGAUAAUUGGCAACAUCAGUUUUCUGUGGGGAUUUUUUUAAAGUAGUAGCUGAAUGGUUGAGGGAAGGUGUCCUGAAUUAAUGACUGAUUUAUACUAGAUAGUACACAUUUGUGGAUAUGGUCCUUACAUGAUUUUAGCAGACAGGAUGGACAAGAAUUCAGGGUACAAAAAGUGACCUUCACAAGUCCUAGGAUCUUGACCACAUCCAUCAAGGAAAUUAGGUAAAAAUGAUCCACAAGUCGCCCAGGUGGUGUAUUAGGGCUGUGUCCUGGUGUGCAUAUGUUAUGACUGAAAUCUAGAUCAGUAUCCUUGAUACUUUAUCAGCAAAACACUUGGCAAAAGUACUGCAGCUAGUUGUUUGUUCCUGAGACAUUAGAAGCUCAGAUUUAGGCAGCAGCAAAUGCCGAGCCCCCUUGAACAAUUGGGAUGAAUAUGAACUAGCUAUAAUACUAGGUAAGUAAUCUUUCUUUGGCACCGUCACCACAACUCCAUAGGACUUAGAUGAGCUCUGCAGUGUGGUCUGUCAGAUUCAAUUCAAGUUGGUUUAACUUCUGCUCCCUUUUUUUGCCUCCUGAAUUUAACGUUGUGGAAAUUGAGUUUUGACGCUAUUCUUAAUUGGAAGUGCUUAACAUAUUUGGCCCUUUUUUUGUGCUUAUUAUUUGAGGCCAUUAUAGGGGGGAAAAGUGGAAUGUAUAUUUAAAAAUAAAUUUAUUUUUAAGAAAUAUCCCAUCUUUCCACUGCAAGGCAAUACCUUCUACUCAGCAUUCUCUUAAAUCUACCUGUUUAAUUGGUCUGGUUGUGUGACAAAAAAGCAUAUUCAAAAGCAUUCAUAAAGAAAGAUCUGCAUAAUUCAGCAAAAGAGUUUUACUGUUACACAUGGGAAUGCAAGGUUUGCUGUGGUACACCUUGGCUGCCGCAACCCUCCCAAAAUUGCAUGAGAAUCCCACAGAAGCACUCCUUCACACGAAUGGAACACGUCCUAGAGUGCUGAGCAGCUUGCUCGCAUGAGUUUCAAAACUCCCCAGAGUGAACAGUAUUGCAUGGGUUUGCAGGAGCACAGCAGUUUGAAAAAUGGGCUGUUAUUUAAUGAACAAUGUACUCAGAGUUUAAAACAUUCCUACACACAUCCAGCAUUCCAUGUUUAAUGUGACUGUGAUUAAUUUCUUGCCUUUAAUAAAUAUGGAAAACUUCUAAAAA
Sphaerodactylus townsendi is the source of this 3603-nucleotide messenger RNA. RefSeq names its product DISC1 scaffold protein (gene DISC1). Gene Ontology annotation, biological process: cilium assembly; neuron migration. Bases 149 to 778 code for a protein of 209 amino acids. The transcript is spliced from 6 exons. Gene Ontology annotation, cellular component: mitochondrion; intermediate filament cytoskeleton; microtubule. The record is from RefSeq and is a predicted model, not a curated record. Lineage: Eukaryota; Metazoa; Chordata; Lepidosauria; Squamata; Sphaerodactylidae.